Molecule: messenger RNA, 4056 nt
Organism: Diceros bicornis minor
Lineage: Eukaryota; Metazoa; Chordata; Mammalia; Perissodactyla; Rhinocerotidae
Product: Fanconi anemia group D2 protein-like
Biological process (GO): double-strand break repair involved in meiotic recombination; mitotic intra-S DNA damage checkpoint signaling; interstrand cross-link repair
Cellular component (GO): condensed chromosome; nucleus
Molecular function (GO): DNA polymerase binding
Source: RefSeq, a predicted model, not a curated record
AUGAAUGACCUUCUAACAGAGAAUACCUUACUCAUGGUUCCUAUCCUGGACGUCCUUUCUAGCCUCUGACUUGAUCCAAAGCUCCUGUCUAAGGUCCGCCAGUUGAUGAUGGGGAAGCUGUCAUCUGUCAGAUUGGACGAUUUACCUGUGAUAAUCAAGUUCAUUAUUCAUUCUGUAACAACCGCAGAUGCACUUGAGGUAAUUUCUGAGCUUCAGGAGCAGUUGGAUCUGCAGCAUUGUAUUUUGCCGUCACAGUUGCAGGCUUUCCAAAGCAGGUUGAAAAAUAAAGAACAAAGAAGUUCUUCAGGAAAUCAAGAAAACAGCGGUCAGGACUGUGUUAUUCUUCUCUUUGAUGUAAUAAAGUCAGCUGUUAGAUAUGAGAAAACCAUUUCAGAAGCCUGGAUUAAGGCAAUUGAAAACACUGCCUCAGAGUCUGAACACAAGGUUUUUGACCUGACGAUGCUUCUCAUCAUCUAUAGCAUAAACACUCAGACAAAGAAGUACAUUGAAAGGGUGCUAAGAAAUAAGAUUCGAUCAGGCUGCUUUCAAGAACAGCUGCUACAGAGUACAUUCUGUAUUCAUUAUUUGGAAGUGGUUGGUGCCCUAGUGACCCAUAUCUGCAGCGGGAAUGAAGCUGAAGUUGACACUGCCCUGGAUAUCCUCCUAGAGUUGGUAGCUCUAAACCUGUCUGCUAUGAGGCUGAAUGCUGUCUUUGUGAAGGGCAUUUUAGAUUAUCUAGAUAACAUGUCCCCUCAACAAAUACGAAAACUCUUCUAUAUUCUCAGCACACUGGCAUUUAGCAAACCACGUGAAGCCAGCAGUCACAUUCAGGAUGACAUGCACUUGGUGAUACGAAAACAGCUGUCUAGCACCAUAUUCAAGUACAAGCUUGUUGGUAUUAUUGGCGCUGUCACCAUGCCUGGCAUCAUGGCGGCAGACAGAUCUUCCAGUUUGACCCAAGGGAGAGCAAUGAACAGUGCACACAGGUGAGUUCUUGUGCCCUCCCUGCUGCAGUUGGUUCAUUCCUGCAGUAAGCAGUCUCCUGGGGCCUCUGCACUUUAUUAUGAUGAAUUUGCCAACCUGAUCCAAGAAGGAAAGCUGGCCCCAAAAGCCCUGGAAUGGGUUGAGCAGACCAUCUCUAAUGAUUUCCAAGAUGCCUUUGUGGUGGACUUAUGUGUUGUUCCAGAAGGUGACUGUCCAUUUCCCAUGAAAGCUCUCUAUGGACUAGAAGAAUAUAAUAGUCUUGAUGGGAUCGCCAUCAACCUCCUGCCACUGUUGUUCUCCCAGGACUUUGCAAGAGAUGGGGGUAGAAUGACCUCACAGGAAUCAGACCAAAAAUUGGUGUCUCCACUGUGCCUGGCUCCCUAUUUCCGGUUACUGAGACUUUGUGUGGAGAGACAACAUAAUGGAAACCUGGAGGAGUUUGAUGGUUUAUAGGAUUGGCCUGUAGUCCUCACUGACCUAGAGCCUGGAGAGAGGCUGGAGUCCAUGUCUGUUAAAGAGUAUUUGUUCGUGUAUUCACUCAUAUUUCUUACUCUCAACUGGUUCCGAGAGAGUGUAAAUGCCUUCUGCCGGCAAACGUCACCCGAGAUGAAGGGGAAGGUGCUCACCCGGUUAAAGCACAUUGUAGAGCUACAGAGAAUCCUGGAAAAGUACCUGGCAGUCACCCCAGACUAUGUUCCUACCCUUGCAAACUUUGACUUGGAAACUUUAGAUAUAACACCUCAUGCUAGUACUGCUGUUUCAGCAAAAAUCAGAAAACAGGGAAAGAUAGGAGGAAGGAACCGAAAAGCAGAUGGCAGAAAAACAUUCUCCCUUGACACACUUUCAAAGGAGGGUAGUUCGGAAGGUGACGCUACACCGUCUGAUAGAAGCCAGCUGGAAAAGGAGUUCAAAGGGAAAGAAGAAAAGACAUCAGUGUCACUACAGAACUACCGAGCUUUUUUCCGAGAGCUGGAUAUUGAAGUCUUCUCUAUUCUGCAUUGUGGGCUUGUGACCAUUAUCUUAGAUACUGAAAUGCAUACUGAAGCUACAGAAGUUGUGCAACUUAAGCCCCCUGAGCUGCUUUUCUUGCUAGAAGAUCUCUCCCAGAAGGUGGAGAAUAUGCUCAUACCUGUUGCCAGGAGAGUACCCUUCCUCAAGAGUAAAGGAAGCCGGAAUAGAUUCUCACAUCUCCAUCAGAGAUGUGCCCAAGAAAUUGCUUAUAGUAUCGUUCAACUGCUGACUCCAAUGUGUAACCAUCUGGAGAACAUUCACAACUGUUUUCAGUGCUUAGCUGCUGAGAAUCAGGGUGUAGCUGAUGGACCAGGAGUGAAAAUUCAGGAGUACCACAUUACGUCUUCCUGCUAUCAGAGGCUACUGCAGAUUUUUCAUGGGCUUUUUGCUUGGAGUGGAUUUUUUCAACCUGAAAAUUAUAAUUUACUGUGUUCAGCCCUCGAGGUCCUUACUAGCCAACUGAAGCAGAAAGAGCCUGACCAGCCCUUGGAGGAACUGCUCAGCCAGAGCUUCCAUUACUUGCAGAAUUUCCAUCACAGCAUUCCCACUUUCCAGUGUGCUCUUUAUCUCAUCAAACUUUUGAUGGUCCUUUUAGAGAAAUCUACAGCUCCUACUCAGAACAAAGGAAAAAUUGGUUCCCUGGCUAGACAAUUUCUCUGUCGGGUGUGGCCACAUGGAGAGAAAGAGAAGAGCAGCAUCCCUAAUGACCUGCUUCAUAUUUUGCUCAGCAUCUACCUGGAGCACACAGACAGUGUUCUGAAGGCCAUAGAGGAGAUUGCUGGCGUUGGUGUCCCAGGACUGAUCAACUCUCCUAAAGAUGCAUCUUCUUCCACAUUCCCUACACUGACCAGGCACACCUUUGUCAUUUUCUUUUGUGUGAUGAUGGCUGAACUCGAGAAGACAGUGAAAGGUCUUCAGGCUGGCACAGCAGCAGCCUCACAACAGAUUUAUGAAGAGAAGCUCCUCUACUGGCACAGGGCUGUUCGAGACUUCACUAUCCUCAUCAACCUGACAAAGGUGUUUGAUAGUCGUCCUGUUCUGCAUGUAUGUUUGAAGUAUGGGCGUCUCUUUGUGGAAGCAUUUCUGAAGCAGUGUAUGCCGCUCUUAGACUUCAGUUUUAGAAAACACCGGGAAGAUGUUCUGAGCUUACUGGAAACCUUCCAGUUGGACACGAGGCUGCUUCAUCACCUGUGUGGGCACUCCAAGAUUCACCAGGACACGAAACUCACCAAACAUGUGCCUUUGCUCAAAAAGACCCUGGAGCUGUUAGUUUGCAGAGUGAAAGCCAUGCUCGUCCUCAACAACUGCAGGGAGGCUUUCUGGCUGGGCAAUCUCAAAAACCGGGACUUGCAGGGCGAAGAGAUUAUGUCCCAGAAUUCCCAGGAGAGCACAGCAGAUGACAUUGGGGAUGAUACGUCAUCCCAGGUCUCCAAGAGCAAAGCAACGGAGGGUGGUGAAGAAGAUAAAGCAAGUGAUGGAGAAAAGGAGCACAAUAGUGUUGCAGGUGAUGACGACUCUGAUUAGACCCCUCCAUCUCUGCCAUCCUCUUAGCAUUUUAUGUUCAGGGUUUGAUAUCUGCUCUCUGCCUUUCUAACUGGAAGCAUCCUAUUUUGUCCUUAAAGAGGGGGCUUUAUUGAAUCAACUUAAUUGUGGAUUUUAUAGAUUGUCUAACAUCAUCAAAGACCCUGGCUCAGAAUUUGAAUGUAGCAGUACUUUCAAUUUGGGCAAACGUAGCAGUGCUAUGCUGCAGAGUGGUCAUGAUUCUGGGCUUUGGGAACUAGUUUUAAAACUCUGAUUUAUUCUAGAAUUUAGGCUUCUACCAGUUUUAUAGAUAAAUUCUGUUUUAGGUUCUGCCUCAGCUACCUCAUUCCUCUUUCUAGAUUUCCUUCAUUAUUCAAGGAUUAGAUGGAAUUGAAUUAGGGUUUCUGUGGAGAAAUAAUGGAGACCGAUGCCACCACAUCAGUUCUAACAAUCAAAAUCAUCUGUUUCCUAUUAUAAGGACUAUCUUUGCUUGAGAUGAGAUCUUUGUCAUCUUUUUGGAAGAGUGGCGAAUUUCUUGUC